Molecule: messenger RNA, 4332 nt
Organism: Cydia strobilella
Lineage: Eukaryota; Metazoa; Arthropoda; Insecta; Lepidoptera; Tortricidae
Gene: Nt5c
Product: 5'-nucleotidase domain-containing protein 3
Exons: 9
Coding region: 226-1761 (511 amino acids)
Molecular function (GO): 5'-nucleotidase activity
Source: RefSeq, a predicted model, not a curated record
AGUCGCGUUGCGUCUUGGACACGUUUCUAAAUUCGACAUAAAUUAUGCAACGAUUUUCAUUUAUGUUUUUAUAGAAUAAGAAGUAAUACUUCUCUGAGAUUAUGUGUUAAGUGCAACUAAUUAUAACUUAUUCACAUACAGUCGAGUUAUUUUAAUAGGAACAACUAUGAAGUAACAUAGUUUUCUGAAUGUAGUCAGUGUUUUAGAUAAACAUUAUUAGCAAACAUGAGUUGCCUUUCUAUAUUCGGUGUAAUUAAAAGAAUAAACUUCAAGUUAUCUCACACAGUGGCAAAGAAAUGUGACGUUAGGUGUACUCGAGAGUUUUCAACGCGCGAAUUGCUGAAGGAAGCAUAUUGUCGCACGAAAUUGAAAUGCCGAUCCAAAAAGCUGCCUCAAGAUGUGAAUCCACGGGGUGUGUUUGCCUGCAAUGAGCUGGAUCUGUCGGAAGUGCAGGUGUAUGGAUUUGACUAUGACUACACACUGGCACAUUACAAACCUACCCUGGAGCAUUUACUCUACAAUCUCGGCAGAGAUUUAUUGCUGGAAAAAUAUAAGUAUCCAGCAGAAAUUUUAAAACUAGAGUAUAAACCAAACUUUGCUGUAAGAGGUCUUCAUUAUGAUAUUGAAAAAGGCCUGCUACUGAAGUUGGAUUCAUUCCUCCAAAUACAAUUUGGAGCUGUUUACCGAGGGCUGACACCUGUGUCUACAGAAGAGGUUCUCAAGAUAUACAGGAAUAGGAUUAUUCCUAUAGCUUAUGUGGAAGGUGACAUGAGGGCUCACAAAGCCAACAGGGCGAAGAUGGUGCAUCUAGCAGACUUGUUUUCCGUGCCAGAAAUGGGACUGCUAUGCAAUGUGGCAGAAUAUUUUAUUAGGAACCAUAUUGAUUACCAUCCUGAAAUCCUCUUCUUAGAUGUUAAGAACUCUGUACAAAGCUGUCACCCCAUAAUGCACAAGAUCGUGGCACAGAACGUGGAAGAGUAUAUCAGGCCUAACCCAGACCUCAGAAAGUACUUCCAGAUGUUGCAGCAAUCGGAUAAGAAGUUGUUCCUGGUUACAAACAGUCCGUACCACUUUGUUAACGCGGGCAUGGAAAUGCUGGUGGGCCUGGACUGGCGGGAGUUUUUCGACGUGGUGAUCGUAAACGCGAACAAACCCAAGUUCUUCACGGAGGUGUCACGCCCCAUCCGCGUGUUCGACAAGAACGCCAACACACACAUCUGGGAGAAGGUUACUUCAUUAGAGAAAGGCAUCAUUUAUUAUGAGGGCACAGUGAAGCAGCUACAAGACCUAACGGGCUGGAGCGGUCACCAGGUGCUGUACUUCGGCGACCACCCCUACAGCGACCUCGCCGACGUCACCCUCGAGCACGGCUGGCGGACCGGCGCCAUCAUCAACGAGCUCACGCACGAGAUAAACACGCUGAACACGCAGCAGUUCAAGGAGAACGCGAACUGGCUGCAGAUGCUCACGCAGCUCAUCGAGGACCACCAGGACUACAAGGAGCCCGAGGCUGUUGAGGUCCUUGCGCAGUGGAUGGCGGAGAGGGACUUCCUGAGGAAUGAGAUCAAAGCAGUGUUCAACGCCCAGUUCGGCAGUGUGUUUCGGACUUACCACAACCCCACGUACUUCUCAAGGAGAUUAUUCCGUUUCGCGGAUAUCUACACGUCUAAUAUAAGGAAUCUGCUCAACUACUCAUUAACGCAUACGUUUUAUCCUCGGCGAGGUGUUAUGCCACACGAAUAUGGAUCCUAUUUCGUUUAGAUAGUAGAUUAAUAAGUAUAACUUAUAAUGUAAAGUCAGGUUUGAAAUCAGUUGCACCUUACAUUUUACAGUCAACAAAAAUUACGCAUGUUGAAAGUCAGUUCGAAUUAUGACUAGAUGCAGUACAGUCAUCAUACUCAUCAUCAAUAGUAGCGGAUGAAACAACGCGUCAAAAGUAUCUGCCACCCUGAAUACUCUUCCAAAUAGAGAUAUAUUGCAUUCAAAACUAUCUGUCACAACUGUUUAAUGAGGGCUACCGCGUUUAAUUUCGCCGCUAGGGGCGCUAGUGUAGAUGGAGGUCUGUCAAAAUGUAAAAUGCAUAGAAGUUUUGGGGGUUUCAAGCUUUUUUAUCGGGGAUUUUCACUCCUUAUUCAUAAUUGUAGUAAAUCUUUGUCCAUAUUUGAUUAAUCAUAGUAAACAAUAGAUAUAGCUCAAUAAAUGUUAGUGGUUUAAAAAAAAAUGCCAAUUAAAAUAUAUGCAAACUUAAACAGGUUGAAAAAAUGGCACAUAUAGACGUUAAAAUACCUUUGUGUAUAUUAGAACGUAUUGAUUUUAUAAAAAUAAGCAUAGAAUAAUUUUGAAAUCCCUUUUUCUGGACCUACAUCUUCAGUGGCGCCAACUGGUGAGCACGAAAACGAUAGCCCUCAUUAUUCUACCUAUAGACAUUUCUCAUUUUGAUAAGUUAUAAGAGAAUGGUAGAUAGUUUUGACGCCUAGUCUGAUCUAUUACGUUUGAUGUUGACUGUACCUUUGGACUUUUGGGCUCGACUACUGUAUAUGUGACGUUCUCAGGUAAAAGGUACCACUUUGUUGUCUGUCAAUAAUUUACUUCUUUUAUAUUUUUAUCCAGACUUUUUGUCAACAUCAAAGUUCACCUUUUACCUGAACACAACACACGUUAAAUUAUAUACUUAAUUUAAGAGAAACUAGCAUACGAUCAGUGCAAAUAUUAUGAAUUUGUAAAUAUUUAGUUAAUUCUUAUUUGUAAUUACACCGAGUCGAUUCGUCUUAGAUGUUUUUAAAAAAAAUUGUAUAAACAAUACUUUAUCUAUUUGUUAAUGCUAGUUCUAAGUUUUUUAUUAUUUGUCUUAUAGUUUUAAAUAUUGCAUAUUACAAGAACUAAAUGGUAACAGCAUUUUUGCUUAUUUUAUUUAGAAUAAAAUACACCAAAAAUCGAGUCAAAUAUGUAUUUGUCAAUAUUGUUACAUAUCGUCAUUUAACAUUUCCGGUCUAGUUUAGUUUAUUUCACAUACAUUAGACCUAAUUGACUGGUAGAGAAUGCCUUUUGGCAUUAAGUCCGCCAUUUGUACAUUUCUCUUUGUUUGUGCAAUAAAAUUUAAAUAAAUAAAUAAAUUAGCUUUGGUAGGUUGAUCUUGUCAUUCUUGUCAUUCUCAACUUUUUAAAUGCCAAUAACAGUAUUUUAUUUUACACCUGCUUUUCCAUUCUGUAAAUGUUGUUAAAUCAAUGAACAUAAUGACAGUGUACACUGUACACGAUUACUUAGGUACUAUUAAGUUAUUUUGUAGUACGCACUGUGACGUGGAGAAUAGAAGGCAUUUAAAAAGUUAAUUAUAAUCUUUUUGAUUUUUGUAGCUCCGAUAAUCUACGUGUUAUAUUAUAUUGUACACGCAAGUAUGUAACUAAUGUAUUCUAGUCAGAAGUAUUUACUAGUGACUAGUAUUAAGUUCAUGUAGUUUAUAUUUAUUUCCUUUCGUUUCUUCAUCAGUUUAAGUAUAAGGAUGGAAUGGAAUUGAAGUAUUUUUAGUAAUUGUUCACACAUUAAGGUUGACUAUAGUUCUUGCUACCUACAACUUCACUUUCCAACAAAUUAUUCGUGUGAGUAGGUAUAAAAUACUUAUUUUCAACAUUUAUACACAAAAGUACUUUUUUUAUCGAAAUUAGUGUGACGAACAUCUGACGUCAAAAUCGAAUUAGAGGGUAGAUUCAUAAUAAUCAUUUUGGACUUACCCGCAAAGGGAUGUCAAAAUUAUACAAGCCUCUGUUUUUCUUGGAAGCCAACCCAUUUUAUUGAAAUCGUUGAAGCCGCUUUCAAGAACUCCUCCACUUAAUUAUACUUAUUGAAACAAUGCUCGUUAAAGGUCGGUUUAUAUUUACAGACACUGAGGGUGCCAGACACGUGCCGUGGCAGACAAAAUAAUAGUUUUCUAUACAAUGUGUCUGUCAGCGUCUGCGCGGUCAUGUAUUAACGACACUGUACAGAAGAACAUUAUUUUUCACCUCAGCAGCUCGAACAAGCCUUCUUUCGUCACACUUUCCUCACUCCAGGGAGAGAAACAAAGAAGCUUUUUAAUUUAGUGAAGGCCAUGAACUGACACUUCAUACUUUUUUUUGUCUGUAUUAUUAAAUACAUUUUAACCUUUAAUAUGUUCUCACUACUGAGGUGAAAAAUUAUGUGUGCAUCACGAGAGCAAAGUAAUUUUACAUCUCGUGUUUUUGAGACCCUCGCUACGCUCAAGAUUCUAACUUAGAAUAUUUCGCUUUCUCGGGACUCAAAAUAAACACUCGCAAGAUUAUUUCGUUUACUAGUGAAUUAGCUUUUCCCUGAGAAGAG